AUGGCUGCAACGAAACCUUUUCAGACACUGUCUGUAGGGUAUGGCUUCCAGCCCAGAGUCCUUGUUUCCCGUAGUCUAGUAAGGCGUGGGUUUUCUACCUCUUUCCUCAGGUACACGACUCCUGACAAUCCCCUUUCCCCGGGGGUAAAUGAUGAAGUUGCGCGUCUUGCGGCUAGUCGACGUCGCCCUUUGACACUCGCGGAUUUGCUCAAGCACGGUCAUCCGCCAUUGUCGAAAGAUGCGCUCCUUGCCUCCGCCAACUUUACCCUUUCUUUGCUCCCCGCACGACUGGCAUCCCGCAUCGAAGCUCUUCGGAAUCUCCCAUUUAUUGUCGUCGCGAAUCCACAUGUCUCCAAAAUCUAUAAUAAUUAUGUUCAUUCAUUGUCGACCCUUCUCCCAUACCAAAAGCGGCAGGUCACUACCUUGGAGGAGGAAAAUCAUUUCGCCGAGGUCCUCGCAGACCUCGUCCACACGCAUGCGAAUACAAUUCCAGUUCUUGCCCGUGGUUUUCUUGAGUGCCGAAGAUACAUCGAUACGGCCGAGGUGACGCGUUUUCUAGAUACGCAUCUGCGAGCACGAAUUGGUACACGGUUGAUAGCAGAGCAACAUCUAGCGCUUCAUUUCGCUUCUCAACCCGUUUGUGAAAGUGCAGCAGACGCGCCCAAGUCACAAAAGCGUGUCUCCCCCUCUAAUUAUAUCGGAGUGAUUGAUACUGCAUUGCAACCUGCGCGUAUUGUGAGGCUCUGUGAGGAGUUUGUGGGGGAGAUAUGUGAGCUGAAAUAUGGUGUACGUCCACGAUUAGAAAUCGAUGGACAACCAGAUGCCUCCUUCGCGCAAGUUCCUGUACAUGUGGAAUAUAUUAUUACGGAACUGCUAAAGAAUGCCUUCCGGGCUACUGUCGAAAGCGGCAACGAACGCGAACCCAUUGAGGUGACGAUUGCUGCGGCACCGGAUGUUCCUGGUAGGAAUUCACAUGAGUCAAUUGCCAAAGCAAAAGUAGCCCAGGGUAUCCAGUCGGACAGUGAUGUUGGGUUUGAGGUCGAUACGGUGGUUGGGACCGCAGAUGCCAAUGAAUCCAUCAAAUACUCGACUCCGUCAUCACAGAGCAUCACAAUUCGUAUUCGGGAUAGAGGUGGUGGGAUAUCUCCGGAGGUCUUGCCUAAUAUCUGGUCAUAUAGCUUCACCACCUUUUCCGACCUUGGGAUGGAGGAAAACGGCAACAUUGAUGCCCUCAAUACCAUGUCAUCCAACAGUGGCCAAUUGAGUAGCAUUGCAGGGCUUGGGUACGGUCUCCCACUGAGCCGGGCUUAUGCGGAAUAUUUUGGGGGCAGUAUUGCCGUGCAGAGUCUUUGGGGCUGGGGAACUGAUGUUUAUUUGACACUGCAAGGUGUUGGAAAGGUUGGAUGA
This is a messenger RNA of Aspergillus ochraceoroseus IBT 24754, 1407 nucleotides long. RefSeq names its product alpha-ketoacid dehydrogenase kinase family protein. The transcript is spliced from 2 exons. NCBI's taxonomy places the organism in Eukaryota, Fungi, Ascomycota, Eurotiomycetes, Eurotiales, Aspergillaceae. Gene Ontology annotation, biological process: regulation of glucose metabolic process; protein phosphorylation. Gene Ontology annotation, molecular function: pyruvate dehydrogenase (acetyl-transferring) kinase activity. Gene Ontology annotation, cellular component: mitochondrion. The record is from RefSeq and is a predicted model, not a curated record. Bases 1 to 1407 code for a protein of 468 amino acids.